Messenger RNA from Lymnaea stagnalis (great pond snail), 2951 nucleotides. The record is from the annotation of a GenBank genome assembly. Lineage: Eukaryota; Metazoa; Mollusca; Gastropoda; Lymnaeidae.
GGCGCAGUAGGUUGUGCCUGCUGUACAGUCAUCAUAGGUUUCCUGGACCACAGCUCCAGAGACUUGGCCGUUGUGUUACUCGUAAUGGCCGUGGCUGCCCAGAACAUAUCAACAGCUUCGUUUAGGAUCAAUGCCUUAGAUAUAGCGCCAAGGUCAGUAGCCCCCAGGCUGUCAUUCAAACUGACGUGAUAUCUUUGCUUAAGUACUGUAAAACUAAUCCCUGGUGUUUUAGUAUCUACGGCAUCAGUAUCUGACCACUUAAGAUUUUUCUACUUUUACAGUCUCUAGCGGUUGUAAAAUGUUUACAUUUUAUCAAUGUUUUAUCUUCAAACCUAACCCUCUCUUGCACAGAUACUCGGGUUUUAUACUGGCGCUGGCCAACACGGUAGCUGUGGCGAUGUCAAUGACGGCCCCACUGGUCACUUCAGCAGUAGUUUAUGAGGUAAAUAGCUUAUUGGUCAGUCGUACGACUAGGGCUUACAUCUGUCUUGACCAUUGUCUGACAUCCCAUGACUUGAAAAGAUGUUAACAUGUUGGCUUGGUAUUUUCUGUUAAGUCGAUUAUCUUACCUGUAACAAAAACAUUGUGGCCAGAUUAAGGUCAUGACCUUGAAAUUGGAGUCACGACCUUGAAAUCAGAGCUCUAUUUUCCUUUCUUAAUUAUUGAUAUAAUUAGUUUCCAAACAUUUAUUUCAAUUAACAGUAAAACAACACAGACAGAAAAACAACACAGACAGAAAAACAACACAGACAGUAAACAACGGUAUGAAUAAAGACAUAUCUUAUGAGCAUUCUGUCCAAGUUUUCACAGAUUUACAGCUUUAUUUAGGCAGCAAUAUGUAACAUAGACAAUUGCUUCCGUCUUAAGUGACAUAUACCAAGGUUACUCCCAACAAGAUGUGUCGCAUCUGAUAGAGCAAUGUUUAAAUCCACCUAGUUAAAGCUUAGACUUAGCUUUAAAGAAACAAUUUUAAUUUUUUGACAGGGUAAUCGUGAACAAUGGCAGACAAUGUUUUAUGUGGUGGCAGCACUGAGCUUGGCAGGGGGCGUGGCCUUCAUGUGUUUGGCCAAGGCAAAACUACAAGACUGGGCGUGUGAUCACCAAGGUAGGUAACUGAGGAUGGGGGCUUGUGAUCACCAAGGUAGGUCACUGAGGAUGGGGCUUGUGAUCACAAGGUAGGUAACUGAGGAUGGGGCUUGUGGUCACAAGGUAGGUAACUGAGGAUGGCGGCUUGUGAUCACCAAGGUAGGUCACUGAGGAGCUUGUGAUCACAAGGUAGGUAACUGAGGAUGGGGGCUUGUGAUCACCAGGAUAGGGAACUGAGGAUGGGGGCUUGUGAUCACCAGGAUCGGGAACUGAGGGUGGGGGCUUGGGAUCACCAAGGUAGGUAACUGAAGAUGAGGGCUUGUGAUCACCAGGGUAGGUAACUGAGGAUGGGGGCUUGUGAUCACCAAGGUAGGUAACUGAAGAUGAGGGCUUGUGAUCACCAAGGUAGGUAACUGAAGAUGAGGGCUUGUGAUCACCAAGGUAGGUAACUGAAGAUGAGGGCUUGUGAUCACCAAGGUAGGUAACUGAAGAUGAGGGCUUGUGAUCACCAGGGUAGGUAACUGAGGAUGGGGGCUUGUGAUCACCAAGGUAGGUAACUGAAGAUGAGGGCUUGUGAUCACCAAGGUAGGUAACUGAAGAUGAGGGCUUGUCAACAUUAGAGUAGGUACCUCAAUGUGGGCUUUGUUAACAUCAGGGUAUGUAACUCAAGAUCGGGCUUGUUAACAACAGGGUAGGUAACUCAAGAUUAGGCUUGUAACAUGAGGGUAGGUAACUCAUGAUCGGGCUGGUUAACAUUAGGAUAGGUAACUCAAGAUCGGACUUGUUAACUUCAGGGUAGGUAAAUCAAGAUAUGGCUGGUUAACAUCAUGGUAGGUAACUCAAGAUCGGGCUGGUUAACAUCAGGGUAGGUAGCUCAAGAUCGGGCUGGUUAACAUCAGGGUAGGUAACUCAAGAUCGGGCUGGUUAACAUCAGGAAAAGAACCUUACCUUAAGGGACACACAUAAGCUGAUACUGAUUUCACUUAAGGAAUACACAUGGCCUGAUAGGGACUUCCAUGAAAUUAUUUGAAAUGUCUCAGAGAAUAUUUCGCCUACUUUACAUUAAAUGUAUUAAUUAUACUGAACAGCGUCCAACCAGGUAACUUUCCUUUUGUUUCUGUUAGAUGACAUCAAGGUGGGAGAUGAUAAAACGUUGACGGGUGCGUUCAUUGGCCAUGAUGGCAAUGGACACACCGGCAACCAUGUUGACCAACUGACCCAUGAAGCCCGUCAGCAUAAUCCAGCCGAGAAAGUUUAACUAAAGACAAAUCUAGAAGAUACAAAUCUAGAAGGUGCAAGUUAAGAAGAUACAAAUCUAGAAGAUACAAGUUUAGAAGAUACAAAUGUAGAAGGUUCAAGUUUAGAAGAUACACGUUUAGAAGAUACACGUCAAGCAGAGCAGAAUUUGAUGUUCCUCCAGGUCAACCCGUUUAGGCCGGUGGGUCGACCCAAGGAAAGUUUUGAACCAAUCUUACUGACCGACCAUUUCUAGGAUCGUUAGUUUGCAAAACGGCCUGAGCCAUAAACGUCUUCUCUCAUCUCAGCAAAGAUAAUCAAAACAUUUUUACGUUUAAAACAACACAUGCAAGUUAAUGCUAAAAUCGUAAUCGGUGUAAUCGUGUUUGAGUGCUGUAAUCGAUACUUUGUAUUCGUGAAUGUAUAGGAAGACUGACUUGAAAUAUGGCUUGACUGUUUGUAUCGAUUCUGCUAGAUUCACUGACUUGAUUGUUUAGGCAAAAGUUUAGGUGAAUGUUUAGGUGAAUGUUUAUGUGAAAUGAUCAAAUGAAAGAAGGCGAUUGAAAAAAACAAUGAUAUAUUGCUAUAAAAAUAUAUUUUUUUUGCAUUCCAUGAUCUGCUUUCCUUAC